Rangifer tarandus platyrhynchus (Svalbard reindeer) is the source of this 2640-nucleotide messenger RNA. Lineage: Eukaryota; Metazoa; Chordata; Mammalia; Artiodactyla; Cervidae. The record is from the annotation of a GenBank genome assembly.
AUGCUCCUCCGCCUGCUCCUGCUGCUUGCGCCGUGCGGGGCGGGCUUCGCUACCGGGGUGGUCAGCAUCAGCUUGCGGGGAAACUGGAAGAUCCACAGCGGGAACGGUUCGCUGCAGCUGCCCGCGGCGGUUCCCGGUUGUGUGCACAGCGCCUUGUUCCACCAGAGGAUCAUCAAGGAUCCUUACUACAGAUUUAAUAACCUUGACUACAGAUGGAUCGCCUUGGAUAACUGGACCUAUACCAAGAAAUUUAAACUCCGCUUUGAUAUGAGCAAAUGGAGUAAAGUAAAUUUGGUUUUUGAGGGUAUUGAUACAGUUGCAGUAGUCCUGCUCAACAGCAUUCCUAUUGGCAAAACAGACAACAUGUUCAGAAGAUAUAGCUUUGAUAUUACACAUGUGGUCAAAGCAGUGAACAUCAUCGAGGUGCGUUUCCAGUCACCAGUGAUAUAUGCGGACCAGAGGAGUAAACUUCACACUGCCUACUGGGUGCCCCCCAGCUGCCCUCCGCCUGUGCAGGAUGGUGAAUGUCAUGUCAACUUUAUUCGCAAGAUGCAGUGUUCCUUUGGUUGGGACUGGGGACCUUCUUUUCCUACCCAGGGCAUCUGGAAAGAUGUUAGAAUUGAAGCCUAUAAUAUUUGUCAUCUGGACUACUUCACGUUUACCCCCAUCUAUGAUAACUAUAUGAAGACAUGGAAUCUUAAAAUAGAGUCUUCUUUUGAUGUUGUCAGUUCAAAGCUGGUUUCUGGUGAAGCGAUUGUAGCCAUCCCUGAAUUAAACAUACAGCAGACAAACAACAUUGAACUUCAACAUGGGGAAAGGACUGUUAAGCUCUUUGUGAAAAUCGACAAGGCUGUUAUUGUAGAAACUUGGUGGCCUCAUGGACAUGGAAACCAGACUGGCUACAACAUGACAGUUCUUUUUGAGCUGGAUGGAGGCUUACGUUUUGAAAAAUCAGCUAAGGUUUAUUUUAGGACAGUGGAACUUGUAGAAGAGCCCAUACAAGAUUCUCCUGGUCUGAGUUUCUACUUCAAAAUUAAUGGCCUUCCCAUAUUUCUGAAAGGCUCGAAUUGGAUCCCUGCAGAUUUAUUCCAGGAUAGAGUAACCUCUGCCUUGUUACGGCUCUUUUUGCAGUCUGUUGUGGAUGCUAACAUGAAUGCUCUCCGGGUUUGGGGAGGAGGAAUUUAUGAGCAGGAUGAAUUCUACAAACUCUGUGAUGAACUAGGAAUAAUGAUAUGGCAGGAUUUUAUGUUUGCCUGUGCACUUUACCCAACCGAUGAGGAUUUCAUGGAUUCUGUGAGAGAAGAAGUCACUCAACAGGUCCGGAGACUGAAAUCUCAUCCCUCCAUCAUCACAUGGAGUGGAAAUAAUGAAAAUGAAGCAGCACUAAUGAUGGGUUGGUAUGAUACACAGCCCAACUACUCGCAUAUCUACAUCAAUGACUAUGUGACGCUGUAUGUGAAAAACAUCCGAACGAUCGUCUUAGAAGGAGACCAGACUCGUCCUUUUAUCACAUCCAGUCCUACAAAUGGGGCCAAAACCACUGCAGAAGGUUGGCUUUCUCCAAACCCCUAUGACCUGAAUUAUGGGGACGUACAUUUUUAUGAUUAUAUGAGUGACUGCUGGGAUUGGAGAACUUUCCCCAAAGCUCGAUUUGUAUCUGAGUAUGGAUAUCAGUCCUGGCCUUCCUUCAGUACAUUAGAAAAGGUUUCCUCUGAAGAGGACUGGUCUUAUGAAAGCAGAUUUGCACUUCAUCGGCAACAUUUGAUUGACGGUAACAAUAAAAUGCUUAAGCAGAUCGAACUUCACUUCAAGCUCCCACACAGUGCAGAUCAACUACGCAGGUUCAAAGACACUCUUUAUCUUACUCAGGUGAUGCAGGCCCAGUGUGUCAAAACAGAAACUGAAUUCUACCGUCGCAGUCGCAACGAGAUAGUGAGUGGAAAAGGGCACACCAUGGGAGCGCUUUAUUGGCAGCUGAACGACAUCUGGCAGGCUCCUUCCUGGUCCUCUCUGGAGUAUGGAGGAAAGUGGAAAAUGCUUCAUUACUUUGCUCGGCAUUUCUUCGCCCCACUGUUAGCGGUGGGAUUUGAGGAUAAAGAUGUGCUUUUCAUCUAUGGUGUGUCAGAUCUUCACUCAGACCAUCAGACGAUGCUCACUGUGAGAGUCCACACUUGGAGUUCCCUGGAGCUCGUAUGCUCUGAGUCGACUAAGCCUUUUGUGAUAAAAGCUGGGGAGUCUGUUCUCCUGUAUAUUAAGCCAGUGCCUGAGUUGUUAAAAGGAUGUCCCACAUGUACACGACAAAGCUGUGUGGUUUCCUUUUACCUGUCAACUGACGGGGAACUCUUGAGCCCAAUCAACUAUCACUUUCUGUCCUCGCUGAAGAAUGCCAAGGGGCUCCUCAAGGCAAAUAUCACUGCCACCAUCUCGCAGCAAGGGGACACAUUUGUUUUUGAUCUGAAAACCUCAGCUGUCGCUCCCUUUGUUUGGUUGGAUGUAGGAAGCAUCCCAGGGAGAUUCAGUGACAAUGGUUUCCUCAUGACUGAGAAGACACGGACUGUAUUCUUUUAUCCUUGGAAACCCACCAGCCAGAGUGAAUUGGAGCAAUCUUUUCAUGUGACUUCACUGGCUGAUACUUACUGA